AUGGCGCCUUUAUCUGACGAACCGGACACUAAACCCGAGGAUGACAAAGAUGACAAGGAAGAUGAAGAAGAGGAGGAUGAGGNNCCUCUGGGGAAAUUGUUCCUCUCCAUUAACGACUUCAACCUCAAGAACCUUGCAGUGGAGAACUUCGAACUCACCUACUCCGAAGAGAAGAAGAAAUUUCUCUUCAAGCCUGGUUUGCGACUCGAAGUGGACGUGCUGUUUAAGGACAGCCUUGCAUGGGUUGGUGAUGCCUUGAAGAAGUUCUUUGGUCCUAACGACCCUCCCAAGUCCCUUCAUUUAAGUGUCUAUUUGGCAGGCAAUCGCGAUUGGUCGAAAGGGCCUAAGAUUGACAACUUGGUGCUUCAAGGAUACUUUCCACCACUUGCUUUCAAGGCUUGGGAUCUUCAGAACUUUAGGACGCUGGGUAUUGAGAUUACAGCUACCAAAGCGGCUAAGAAUAAGCCAUCGGAAGACAAGCUAGAAGGCGAUAAGCCCGAGGAUGAAAAGAAGGGUGAGACUGAUGGCGAUUACGACACUGGCAGCAGAGAUGCCGAGACGGUUAAGCUUAGCAAAUAA
Messenger RNA from Fusarium tjaetaba, 579 nucleotides. RefSeq lists its product as uncharacterized. The record is from RefSeq and is a predicted model, not a curated record. The coding region runs from base 1 to 579 and encodes 192 amino acids. NCBI's taxonomy places the organism in Eukaryota, Fungi, Ascomycota, Sordariomycetes, Hypocreales, Nectriaceae. The transcript has a single exon.